CCGUUCGACGUUACAGCGCAAGCCACAAAUGCACAAUCACAAGUCGCAACGAGUGCAGUCGGACCUGUUUCGCUGUAGACGUGUCGUUUAGAAAACAUUUCAUCGAAACGAGUACAAACUAUUCGUAAACGUCUAGAAGAGAGUAAAGAAUAAAAAUGGAUGGAUUAGUGCAGUCGGUAGUGUACGACACGUCGUCUCCAGCAAACAUUUAUUCUGCAACGGUAAUGCAAAAGGUCGACGGCGACCAAAAGAUUGUUAUGAUCGCAUCAAAAAAAGACAUGAUCACUCUGGAGUCGAAAAUAAUAGACGACAAGGUCGAAACUUCUAUCGUGGAACUCAAUUUUUCAAAUAUUCCAAAUAAUGCAGAGAUCAUUUCUAUACACUGCAUAAACAGAUGUAAGGAAUAUGAUGAUUUUGUUUUCGGAAUAACAUAUGCAUUGAUUGUAGAAGAUGAAGAGCCUGAAACGGCUGAAACAUACUUAAACAUAUACUCAGGAUUUCCUGGUUCAUCAUUAGAGGCUAUAAUGGAAAGUUGUAAAACGCUUAAAUUGGAUUUUGUCCCAUUUCAAUUGAACCAUGCCAUUUAUAUGUCAGAAUUGCAAAAAAAUGGCAUGUGGUUGUUAUCAGGAAGUGAUAAAAAAAUACACGCUUAUAAGAUUGAAGAACAAGAAAUUCUUGAACAAAAAGUUGAAGAAUAUUUUAUUGAAUUUGAAGAUACAAAAGACUCCAUUGUUCUAUGUUUUGGUACAAAAUCAUUUAGCAACUACAAAAAAAGAUUAUCGUAUUAUGGAUGUGAAACAGGAUAUUCAAUGUUAGCAAUAGUAGAUUCAGGAAAAAAUCAGAUACUGCAUUGCUUUUUAGAACGUUAUGAGUCGCCAAUAACAGUCAUGCAAUUGUUCAACAUACAUAAAAAAACUGUUGACAUUGACAACAUUCUCUCAGCAGUCAAAGAUGAUUUCAUACCAGAUUGUGACACUGUAGAUGAAAAAGAACAAGUCUGUUUACUAGUAGGGAGUGCAGUUGAAAGUGCUGUUGUAUAUAUGAAUGUGUUGAAAAACGAUUUAAGAAAUGCAAUAACAUUGACCGAUAGUAAUAGACACCAAGCUAUUGUGUGCGCUUUAAUCACAGAUGUAAAUUUUGAUUCCAAGAAUGAAAUACUACUUGGGACUUAUGGAAAUUAUAUUUUAAAUUAUGUCUACGAAAAUAACAACUGGGUGGAACAACAACAAUUUGAUAUGAGAGACCCGGUAUAUACAAUUUGUUAUUUAGAUAUAGUUGGUGAAGGAGUCAAUGAUGUAGUUGUAAUGAGUGAAAGAGGAAUACAUAUUUUAAAACAUGAACCUAGGUAUAUAGUCGAAGUACUAAAAAAUCGUUUAAAACUAUAGAAAGUUGAAGAAAACUGAAGCUAUUACGUGAAUUAGCUUAAUGGUGAAUUUAAGAUGAUAAAUAAAUGUUUGUGUUCAUAAAUUGGUGAAUAUUUACUUUUUUUUGAAUACACUCAAUAUUAUCAUGAUCACUUUAAAAUGUAUUUACAGUUAUAUUAAAUUGUAUUUGUGAAUCAAAAAUGCUUCAGAAGCUGCCACAUCUUCAUGUUAUUUAUUUUUAUAUAUCUUGUUUUUACAAUAAUAUUUGAUAUCUCCAAAUUAGCUAUAAUUUCAAAUCAUCAAUUUAUAAUGUAAAAUAUAAGGUUUCAUAGAAUAUAAAUUUUCUAUACUAAAUUAAUUUUUAGUAUAGUAUAAAAAUGAAGAUAAAUGGUAGAUAUAGCUGAGAAAUUCAUAAAUUAAAAAAUUAUUUUAUAUUAUAAACAGAAAUGUCUUAAAACAUAAUCAAUAUACUUAUAAAGUUAUAACUUAAGUCUUAAGUAGCCUUUAAACAUUAUGUACUAUGUAAUAUGUUUUAUAAAUGGUUACAUAAGUUAUCUUUCUCUGUGUUGGAAAGUAUAUUAUAACAUAUAUAACAUAUUAGUAUAUUAUAACAUCAUGGUUCUGUUCUAAACCAACGUUUCUAAAAUUUUAAAUAAGCCAAAAGUAUGUUGUUGAUGUAUCAAUAAACAUCAAUAUUUUUAUCAUUAUUUUUUUUGUUACUAAGGGGUUACCUAUUAACAUUUAAAUCGCUUGCAAUAGAAAUGCCAUAAAAUCUGCUGAAAAUCUUCACUCAGAGUCAUUUUUUUAUGCAAUGAUUUAUCAUUGAAUUUAAAUUUAACACAUACAUUACAGUGACUUACUCAAUGAUGAGACAUACCUGACACCUACUGUACCGGAAACAUGUUAGGUACUACUUUCUCGGAGCAUAGAGUUAAUUGAUCCAUAUACUAGUAAAAUAGUAAAUAAAUCUAUGUAGAUAGGUACAUAAUAUUACAAGUUAUAACAGUAUAACACAAUAUAUUAUAGACUAUACAAUAUACAUAUUAUAAUAUUCUAUCAAUAUUAGCUCUUCAGCAUUAUGUAAUAUUAUAUAUUUAUAAAAUAUGUAACAAAACCCUUUGCAUAACACAGGAUUAAUCAAUCGCCUUUAGAGAUAGCAUCAGACAUAUUUAUUUUGAUGAGCAAGUAUUUAAUACUAAAUUCAAUACAUAAAAAUUAGGUAAU
Messenger RNA from Metopolophium dirhodum (rose-grain aphid), 2588 nucleotides. RefSeq names its product KICSTOR complex protein kaptin-like. The coding region runs from base 156 to 1385 and encodes 409 amino acids. Gene Ontology annotation, biological process: cellular response to amino acid starvation; negative regulation of TORC1 signaling; actin filament organization. NCBI's taxonomy places the organism in Eukaryota, Metazoa, Arthropoda, Insecta, Hemiptera, Aphididae. The transcript is spliced from 9 exons. The record is from RefSeq and is a predicted model, not a curated record. Gene Ontology annotation, molecular function: actin filament binding. Gene Ontology annotation, cellular component: lamellipodium; actin cytoskeleton; KICSTOR complex.